AUGGACAACUUCAUACCGAUCAGACUGGCGCCUUCUCUUCCAUUCUCCUUUGUUUAUCGGUUAAGCUGUUGCGAAUUUUGAAUUUGGCCCAACCAACUUCAUGCUCAUUUUUUUUAAACAAAAGAACUAUCCACCAACUAUAGCUCAGUGCAAUGCCAGACAAUUUAACCGAUUUUCGCAUAGUGCACAACACAAUGUGAGCACAUUGUUUCCGAUUCGUGUAAAAAUUUCGUAAACAGUAUUAUUUAAAUGGAUGGCUAAUUUGUGUUUUAUAUUUGGAUUCUAAAUAAAAACGUGUGACGUUUUGUAAAAUGUUUGAUCAAAAAGAGACGGCAUCGGGUUACCUGUUCUAUGUAGACAGGCAAACAGGUAUACAGCAAACUGACAAUCCACAGCUGCAGGAGGUAAUGCAAGUGAUUCAUGACAAUCAUAAAUCCAUCAAAUACAUCACAUAUCGAUGCGCUACGAAAAUUUGGUUUCUAAAACAAUCAUUUUACACCGUGAACAUUCCGUACAGUCUUGUGAUAACCGUGCUAAACCACCAUGGAUUUACUCAAUGUGAUAAUGUUCCAGUGUUGAAGCCUAGACAGUUAAUUGCUAUUAUCCAUGAUAUUUACUUUGCUGCUCACAAGUGUGACCUCUUCACCGAAAGUGUUGACUUUCACUUGAAACGGUGCACAUCGAUGCUUGCCAAUUUCUUUUGGUGUAUUUAUGACCCAAAACGUAUGGUGCCACUGUCGCUGUUGGUGUUUCGGCAAAUGAUGUUGUUACUUUGCAAUACACAGCACUACGGUCAAUUGAUUGAAGAGGAAUUCAAUUUGGUGACAGAUCCAAACCGAUGUGUCAAUCGAUUUCGAUUUGAUUUGAUCAUCAAUGCCAUGUCGAAGUUCUUUUCGUACAUCGGAGAGAGUACAUUGCAUGGACCUCAUUUGAUCGGCGCGAUUAUUCAAGAAUGCUUCGAGAAGAGUCUCAGUAUGAUUGGCUUGAGUGAAUAUCAAUUCAUUGACCUUUGGCAACAGCAAAAUAUCAAAUUCUCCUACUACACAAACGUGUUGGCAAUGCUACAUCGAAUAAAAGAGUCACAGAACAUCGUUCACGAAGUUGAAUGUGUCAACUGUAAGAAGUCACCGAUUGUGGGAAUCCGAUUCAAAUGCCAACAAUGCAAGAAAUUGUCACUGUGUUUUGAAUGCUUUUGUACUGGUUACAAAAGUUCCAAACACGAAAUGUCCCACCGAAUGUAUGAAAUUAGUACAAAUCUCUCAAAAAGCAAUAUGUUUUCCUCGACUAUGGCAAGUGUCGGAAAGUUGUUUUGUUUCAAGCGAAAACCGAGCAAACGAGAAAAUGAUCACAAUAUUACCAUGGAAAUAAAGGUGACCGAUGGAGAAAACGGUGAUACUAACACCACGGUCAUUGAAUGUGUCAAUGACAUGAAAUGGGAUACGCCACGGAAACCGAAGCCAAUUAUCCAUCAAAGUAGUGAAAAAUUCAAUGUGACAACUAAAGCCCCAAUUCAAACUGCCAGUCCACAGAAUGAACUGAAUUCUGUACUCAGUUCCCUUGCUCGCCAAGUGGAAGACUUUCGAGGGUAUCUGGCAUUGUCCAAAAAGCAAAGAAAACUUCUGAAGCCAGAAUUCCUAAGUGAUCAUCAAGUCUUCCUCAAUGACAUCAUCCAAAAAUUACGAGUUUUGAAUGUGCCCAAGCCAAAUUCCAUCUCCGUUUCAAACGCAUAUUAUCAGCACCAUUCAAGUACUCCCUAUCGAAGCGACUACAUUCGCAAACCACUCGCGUUCAGUAUCGGCACUCAAUCAACUGACACCAUUUACAGAGUAAAAUCAGACAAGAUCUAUUUAGAAGAUAAUCGAUCUGAUUAUACAUUAGUGGAUGUCAGCACAAUGCCACGCUCCAAGUCACGAACCAUCCAUGCGACGGAGAAAUCGAAAAUUGAUGUGCGUCGCUGUCGUUCAGUUGCAAAUCUCAUGCCAGAAGAUGCUUUCGAAGCUGAAAUGGAGAAUUUCAAGCACCUACUCGGCAAAAUCAAAGUCAUUUUGGAUGAUUCAAACAGUGAUAACAACAAAUUGUCAACGGCAGCAAAUAAAUUCGAACGGGCACUCGAUAAGCUGAUUGAGUCUGAGGAACAGAAACGGAUAUGUUAUGUGUAAUACAAAUUUAAGCCUAAUCUUUGAUGUUUAAGAAGUGAUUUUUGACGCUAUUUUGAAAUAAGAAAAUAGAUAUAGGAUUUGUUGUGCAAAUUACUCGAACGACGGCUUUCUAGAAUCUCCGAAAUUUGUAUUCCAACAGUGAGUUGCGUUCUCUGUUGAGGAUGGUCUUUAUUUUUUCUAGCUAUCUAUGUAAGCAAUACUAUUUUUUAUUCAUAGAAUCAAACUAUCAAUCGAUAAUUUUCACGGUGAAUAGAGUGUAAAUAAGAUUGACAUAUGGAAAAUAAAGAUUGAUCAGGUUAUAUUGUUUCUUUAA
Sitodiplosis mosellana (orange wheat blossom midge) is the source of this 2472-nucleotide messenger RNA. RefSeq names its product dystrophin (gene dah). Gene Ontology annotation, molecular function: zinc ion binding. The record is from RefSeq and is a predicted model, not a curated record. Gene Ontology annotation, cellular component: plasma membrane. The coding region runs from base 312 to 2159 and encodes 615 amino acids. NCBI's taxonomy places the organism in Eukaryota, Metazoa, Arthropoda, Insecta, Diptera, Cecidomyiidae. Gene Ontology annotation, biological process: synaptic signaling. The transcript is spliced from 9 exons.